Messenger RNA from Aspergillus homomorphus CBS 101889, 1573 nucleotides. Its product is annotated as INSIG family protein. Gene Ontology annotation, cellular component: endoplasmic reticulum. The record is from RefSeq and is a predicted model, not a curated record. Lineage: Eukaryota; Fungi; Ascomycota; Eurotiomycetes; Eurotiales; Aspergillaceae. The transcript is spliced from 3 exons. Gene Ontology annotation, biological process: sterol biosynthetic process. The coding region runs from base 232 to 1296 and encodes 354 amino acids.
CUCAGACAGUUCCUCGUACUGCUCGUACUGCUGCUCCACCGAGGUGUUAGCUCUGGCAAAUCGCCACUGAAGCGUCAGCCCAACUUCUCUUACUAGAGGGUUAUAACCCUUCACGACGUCGACGAGCAAAAAGACUAUCCGCCGUUAUUCACCCUGUCGUCCUCAGUCUCACCGAUCUCACCUUCUGGUUCUCAUUGAGCUCGAAAUCCCUCGACAACAUCCUCGCCUGUCAUGUCUGAUGAACCCACGAUUUUUCGCCCGCGUCCACGGCGCGUGUUCGACCUUACCCCCGAAGAGCCCUCCUCCCCGGCCGAACCAGCUAAUCCGGACCUGCUGAAUCCCCGCGAGGCCAAUUCGACGAACGUGAGCCGCAAUGUCUCGAUCAUGAACCUGACAUCGCCGACCCUUUUCGGCAUCUAUUCACCGACCGCAUUCGAAGGCUCCCGCGACGACUCCUCGCCUUGGGGCACGGAAGCCAACUCUCCAGAAGCUUUGAAUGCUGGCGUUCGACCAGUCAUUCAAGGUCCGGCCCCGGGGAAGCUGCAGCGGACGCGGUCGCGCCUCAGUCAGGGACUCUUCCGCGGGGUCAUCCUGCCCCAGGCGCUCAAGAGCGCCUUUCUGCUGGGCUUUGGGGUGGUUUAUGGAAUCAUCACGAUACACUUGCACGAGAAUCAUUGGAUCACUCCGGUGAAGCUAGAGAACGUCCAUUACUACGGAUCCUGGCAAUACCUGGCAUUCUGGGGGGUUGCGGGAGUUAUCCUAGGCAACGUCCUCCCGUGGUUCGAUCAAUUUUCCGAUGAGCUGUUCACCAGCGGCAAGCAGAGUGCCCCCUCGACAAGUGACGAGGACACGGUCGAUCGUACACUGUCCUGGGUUGCGGCGGUCCGCAGCGUCGGGGCUUUUGUUGGAAUUGCAUUCGCUAUGCGCCGACUCCCCUGGGAAUCUACGACCCAGGCUUCGGUGACCCUUGCCCUUGUGAACCCUGUUCUAUGGUACCUCAUCGACCGCACCCGGACAGGGUUCGUCCUGUCGUCCAUUGUUGGAUUGGCCGGGAUGGGCGUUGUGUUGGGCGUCAACCCCGAUCUGGUGCCAUCCUCCCUGGAGCCCUCGAGCCCCGCCAUCCUGUUGUCGAAUGUCACGGGGCGAGAUUUUGGCUGGGACUUCGGAAUGACGCAGGAAAGCAUUGCUGUGCGGACAUGGAUUGCCAGUGUGCUGUUCUGCGCCUGCGUUUGCUUCGGAAAUAUUGGGCGACAGUUGGCCAUUGGCAACUCCAGCAGAGAAUCGCUCAAGAAGUGAGCGUUUUUGAGCCGGCGACUUUUACCUCCCCUUUCACGAUAAUUGACCAUCAUCGCUAGUAAUGCCUUUGUAUACACCGCUCUCGUCUUUUGCUCUCAUGUUUCGGGCUUCUCCCCUUCUCCAUAUGAAUUUCCCCCAGUAUUUUCCAGUAGGACAGAAUGGUCUGAUACCAGAUAGAAUUGAUACCAUGAGCGCAGCGGAUCUAACGACCGCAGCGACGAAAGUGAGGGCUUGGUUACGUUUAAUUGGGUACUACGACGCAAUUUCAUCAAGAGGC